Messenger RNA from Acanthoscelides obtectus, 757 nucleotides. The record is from the annotation of a GenBank genome assembly. Lineage: Eukaryota; Metazoa; Arthropoda; Insecta; Coleoptera; Chrysomelidae.
AUGUGUAAUACUUCUGAUAGUGAGAGUGAUGUGCCGAUGCAUGAAAUAAAAGAUGUUAGCAGUGUUAGUACGCCUAAAAAAACUAAAAAGUGCGGAUUAUACGCAGAAAUACAAAAGAGACUGGGAAAAAGAGUGCAAGUGGCUCCAGUCAAGUGCAAAUUCUGCAGUUCCGAUAUCCUUAUUGCGAGGGGCAAAGGAGAAAUUAAAAAGCAUACCACCACUGCGAAACACAUAAAGUCAAUAUCAACCAUCAAAUCGCAACCAUCUGUGGCGUCAGUGUUUGGCAAAAAAUCCAAAAAUAUUGACGAAAAGGCAACAGUGGCUCAAAAUGGCACCUCCAAAAAGCAACGUUUGGCGACAUUUCUCAAAAAUUCAGCAAAUACUGCCACUUGCUGUUCUAAAAUUCUAAAAACUGCUGGAAAUACUACGAAUGUAUUGCUGCAUCUUGAUCACCUGCAUAAAAAUAUUAAUCCAACUAAGCCAGUGGACUCUAAAAAAGAACCUGCAGGUACAGGUACUGCCUCCAAAAGCAAUUACUACGAUGACGAUGUAUUACCAGGGCCAUCCAGAGCAAGAUCUCGAUCUCCUUCGCCAGCAGUUCAAAAGAAUUUAAUUUGUGGAGCGGUCACCAUACAAUUGUUGAACGAACGAAAUCGAAACAAUUAGAUGAAUAUUCUACAGAUAUUACAUCAGAAGUCACUCAAUACUUAAGGAGUCCAAUUUCCAAUUUUUCUGAUAACCCGCUGUCUACUUGGAA